AUGAAAAGUCCUGACCAUCAGUGGGAUUGCUCCCAACCAGCCAGCCAGCGGUUAUCUCUUCCGCUGGGUCUCUUCCGCUGGGUCUCUUCCGCUGGGUCUCUUCCGUUGAAGCAUCCUGCCCUGGCCCUCAGCCCACUGCAGUUGAUGGCCCUGCCUUUAACGAAUGCCUUGCAUCUUUAUAGGGCACUUCUGCGAGAGUGUACUUAUCUUCCUGAUUCACAGGCUCGGACAUAUCUUCGUGACCAUGUGAUUCAUUCCUAUCGAAAAUAUCUGCCACGGAACCAACAGCAGAGAAAAGAGCUACCACUUCGCCGGCAGGUGACCCUGCUGCACCGUGGCCGCAAAGGACUCUCUGUUCUGCGGAGGGCCAACGAAGGCUAUCUUAAGCCUCUGCAGAAUGUACUCUCCUUAGCUUAUGGUCGGAAGGGAAGACGACGCCGGAAGCUUAUGGAUGAACUCAUGCAAGAUGACAUUCCCCGUGAUCACGAGGGUGGCCAUGCGCCUUCAGAUCCUCAGAAAUACUCCAGGGAUUGGUUGCCAUCCUCAGCGGUGAUGGCUUUGCUGCGCAGCCAAUCCAUGAACACAGAGCAUCUGGACAGGGUAGUGACGGGGCCGACCAAGUUGAAGCCUAAGCCUGCCAUACCUGAGCAGAAUACAUGGGGGCAUCAGAUGCCCGAGAAGCGUGUCAAGAAUUUGAUGCGGAAAUGGUAUGCGAAGCAGCUUGAUCGAUUACUACCUCCAUUACCAGAACGCGAGUUUGAGCGCCUACAAGAUUUGUCGCACGGAAAGAUAGGCACAGACGACGGUCCCGUUCCUAGAAGGAGGAGAGUGGUGGCUCCUUCAGCAGAAACACCUUCAAUGGUAAACGAAAUGCUCCUCCUAGGAGGACCUCAGAAGUCACAUACCUUUGCAGCUUACGUUCACGGCCGUCCCCACCGGCUCACACCGCGGCUGCUGCAGAGAAUGUGGCUGAAUAUUCUUCAUCACGUUCCAAUGAUGACCAGAAAUGCUUCAAAGGAUAGGUGGGAAGUAAAGUGGACUGUGAAAGGAAGAGCACGACCACAAGUCAGCGAAGUAGCAAGUGAUUAUCUAGAGGCACUGUUCGGUAUCCACUGA
Messenger RNA from Endocarpon pusillum Z07020, 1116 nucleotides. RefSeq lists its product as uncharacterized. Bases 1 to 1116 code for a protein of 371 amino acids. The transcript has a single exon. The record is from RefSeq and is a predicted model, not a curated record. Lineage: Eukaryota; Fungi; Ascomycota; Eurotiomycetes; Verrucariales; Verrucariaceae.